AUGUCCCGCAGGAGACCAAGAAAGCGCAAAAACCCCAAUGCAAUGGUAAAUCAUAAAGAAACCCCGACGGAGAAAGAAAUUUCAACCUCGAACCGAGGCCGGCCUCGUAUCACAGGCAGCGUGUCUCAUCGUCUCUCUCAAUCGAACAGAGACAAGCGAACCUCGACGCUCUGUGUGCCGAAAGGAGACGAGAUCCUAAGCUUUCCCGUCAACGAAGAUCGUAUGAACAGAGUAUGUCCUCCGUGGCGCCAAUUCAAACUUCUGGGUGGACGCAAAAGGUUGGCCGACACCAAUGGCAUGGACUUCGAGAAUGAGAGGGCUAAGGAAGCUCUCCGAAUAGUCUCGGACAUUGUCCACGGCAAGGAGGCGGUGGACUAUGAAAACUCCAGCCCUCGCCUUCUGUUCUACAUCCUUGAAGUUCAUGCCUGGUUGGGACAUCCGAAAGCCACUUACAGCUGUGGUAUGGAUCCAAAAAUGGUCGGUACUCAAGGAGCAAAAUUCUCUCCAUUUUUUCACAGGGAUGCCAUCUCAAAGUGUAUCUUUGACAUGGCAAGAAAGGCCAAGUACUUGUACCGGGUGAGAGACUGGCUACUUCUGGCUCUUGUCGCCGAAAAGCUAAGACUUCACGACGCUAUGCAAUUAGUCCUCGACAACUUAUGCCUUUUCUGCAAAGCUUAUAAGAGGGAGUUGCCCGAGGAAGCAAGGGAUUGCAUCAAGGAUAGGGACUGGGCCAGGUUACAGGACCUCAGACUAACUGAUAAGGCCUUGCUGGAAAAGCGUGAGUUUUAUGUCGAGGUAAUUUUCGAGGGGCUACGUCUUCUUUCCCACCAACUCCUCUAUUUUGAUGGAGGCAUUCUUCUCAACGAAAAGAUCUUCAAAACCUAUCAAGACUAUAAAGUUGCGGCAUGUUCGUACUGUCGAUCGCUUUCGUCUGACGAGUUUCAUCGGGAACUCAUUUCAGCGCAUCUAUGGCCGCUGUGCGCUGACGCUUACAAAGAGCGCGUCAUCGAUCUCCUUUACGUAAUCAGGGACAUGGAAGAAAGGACUCUUGUUGGAAGGCACUGCAACCAGUUAACCCAUCUUUACGAUCACCUACGACGGAUGUGUACCGAACAGGAGCGUUAG
This is a messenger RNA of Fusarium fujikuroi IMI 58289, 1125 nucleotides long. RefSeq lists its product as uncharacterized. The record is from RefSeq and is a predicted model, not a curated record. The coding region runs from base 1 to 1125 and encodes 374 amino acids. Lineage: Eukaryota; Fungi; Ascomycota; Sordariomycetes; Hypocreales; Nectriaceae. The transcript is spliced from 2 exons.